AAAAGGUAAUUAAGUUUUUAUUGUAAUGUAAUAAAACUCAUCUCGUCCUAAUGUCUCUCUCACUCUCUCUCUUUCUCUAUCCAAAGAAUUAAAAACAAAGAAAAGCCAUUUAAAGAAGAAACAAAACGCAGAAUCGUCUUCGUCUUCGUCGUCGUCUCCGUCUUUGCAUUUCGCCGGAAUAUUUUGAUUCUUGAAUCGGGAUAUCUGCGUUUUCUUUAUCCCGAGUCAAAAGAUUAAAUUUUUUUGUUUUGAAAAGUGGAUUUCUUGGGUUUCGAUUUGUAUUUUUGUAAUAGUUUUUGUUAGAGAAAUAAAAAAGAGGAAAUGGAUUCUGAUUCUUGGAGUGAUCGUCUCGCAUCGGCUUCAAGAAGAUAUCAGCUCGAUUUCUUAUCUCGAUCUGACAAUUUCUUGGGAUUUGAGGAGAUAGAGGGAGAAGAUGACUUCAGGGAGGAGUAUGCUUGCCCCUUCUGCUCAGACUAUUUUGAUAUCGUGUCUCUUUGCUGCCACAUUGAUGAAGAUCAUCCUAUGGACGCCAAAAAUGGGGUAUGUCCCGUUUGUGCGGUGAAAGUGAGCUCUGAUAUGAUCGCUCAUAUAACACUUCAACAUGCAAAUAUGUUCAAGGUGACACGGAAAAGAAAAUCAAGAAGAGGUGGGGCUCAGUCCAUGCUAUCAAUCUUGAAAAGAGAGUUUCCUGAUGGGAAUUUUCAGAGCCUAUUUGAAGGAUCGUCGCGUGCGGUACCCUCUUCUUCUGCCAGUAUAGCUGCUGAUCAUUUGCUGUCUUCGUUCAUUUCACCAAUGGCUGAUGACUUUUUCAUUUCUGAGUCAAGUCUAUGUGCAGAAACAAGUUCUGCCAAGACAACAUCGAACCAGAGUUUGCCUGAAAGGAAUGUUGAGAAGCAGUCUCUUUCAGCAGAGGAUCACAGAGAGAAGUUGAAACAGAGCGAAUUCGUUCAAGGGAUUCUGAGCUCUAUGAUUCUUGACGACAACUUAUAAAGGAGACAUAUUUCCGAUUACUUCUCUACAAUUAGAUCAUUCAACGAUUGGAAAAUGUAACGGCCUUGUUGUGUUAUUUAUCUCAACAAGUGAGUUGGCAGGGGGGAAAGGGUUUGGGAAUAAUCAGAAUAAUGUUAAAGAGAGACAUGACAAUGAGUAUUAAUUAACUUAUGAACACAUAUUUGCUCUAAUGAAACACUCGAAUUGUGUCUGUA
Camelina sativa (false flax) is the source of this 1205-nucleotide messenger RNA. RefSeq names its product protein DEHYDRATION-INDUCED 19 homolog 6. The record is from RefSeq and is a predicted model, not a curated record. Lineage: Eukaryota; Viridiplantae; Streptophyta; Magnoliopsida; Brassicales; Brassicaceae.